UCUUCGGCCUGAAGAACUACCUGGAUUCGUUCAGGGCCCCGUUGCUGGAGGAGAUCCGCGCGGAGAUGAGCUCCGCCUUGGACCCGCAACCCAAUGGCUCCAGCCCCGUGCAAAUACGGUCGCUGGUUAGCCUCGUUCCAAAGGGAGCCAAGGGCGUCAAGAAGAUCACCCCGUUUUACCGCGUCACCGUCUCCGGCCGCCGCGGUGCUUGUUCCCCAUGCAUCGGCGACAUCGUCGCGCUCUCGGCGGCGACGCCGCUUCGGCCUGGCAGCCCCUACUGCCUCGCGCACGUCAAGGACGUCCCCAACAAGUGUAGCUUUGUGGUCAGAGCGUCCAAGGUAAUAGAAGAUGUAACCUGCUACGCGUUUGUUGUCAGCUUGCUCAGCUUCAUACCCUACGCGCGCAUCUGGCGGUGCCUCAACUACGAAGCAGCCGUCGAGAGGAAUGCAGACCUCGUCAAGGUCAUCGCCGGCGAUAACACCAUGCAGGCAAGCAGUUCUGGAACUUCACUGACCGGCGGCACCGGCGUUCUACUGACGGCCGGCACGCUAUCUCCGUUCGAGCUCAACGAGUCGCAAGCCGACGCCAUUCUGAGCUGCAUUUCGGCGGUGCAGUGCGGCGGCGCGAGCAGCAAGUUCAGCCUCAUCUGGGGUCCGCCCGGCACGGGCAAAACAAAGACCAUCAGCGUGCUCUUGCUGGCGGUGAUGACGAUGUCGAUGACGACGAAAAGCCAGAGCAAAUUCCGGGUCCUGACGUGCGCGCCGACCAACACAGCCAUCUGCCAGGUCGCGUCCCGCCUCCUGGCGCUGAGGAAGCAGCACCCGAAUGCCGGCGCCGGUGGGUGCCACGGCGAUCUGCUGCUGUUCGGCAACAGGAAGCGCAUGGCCAUCGACAACGACCUCAACGAGAUCUUCCUGGACACUCGCGUCAAGCGGCUAAGCAAGUGCUUCUCGCCGGCGACGGGCUGGAAGCCGGGUCUCCUGUCACUGGAAGUCUUUCUGACAGAUCCGAUAACCCUGAAACACCAGUAUCAGUUAGCACGCGAGAAGAAUACUAGCACAAAUUUACCCGAGUCGUCCUUCGUCAGGUCAAGGUUCCACGAGAUCUCCCAGAAGCUCAGCGCGUGCUUCAGAACAAUCAUGUCGCACGUCCCUAGAGACAUCGUCCUGGGGAAGAGCUGCGAGAACAUCGCUUCGCUGACCAAGAUGCUCGGCGACUUCGGCAAACUACUCGGCGGGAAGAACGCCGGGAACGAAGUCGUGAGGGACGCGUUCAUGCGUACGGCGACGGGAGAGCAACGCCAUGGUUCAGAGACAGCUCGCGCCCUGAGGCGGAGCAUGGCGGCGAUCCUGGGCGUCACGAGAGCUCUGGCGCGAGACCUGAAGCUUCCUCGCACGCGCCAUGGCCCCACGAUCAAGAAGUUCUGCCUUCGAAGCGCCUCCCUUGUUUUCUGCACCGUGUCUGGCUCGGCGAAGCUGAACGAGCAGAAGAUGGACUUGCUGCUGAUCGACGAGGCUGCGCAGCUGAAGGAAUGCGAAUCCCUCAUCCCCUUGCAAGUCUCCGGGCUGAAGCACGCAGUUCUUAUCGGCGACGAGUGCCAGUUGCCGGCAACCGUGAAAAGCAAGGUUUCAGAUAGUGCGUUGCUGGGUAGAAGCCUAUUUGAAAGACUAGGUUUACUCGGGCACAGGAAGCACCUCCUGAACAUGCAGUACAGGAUGCACCCUUCCAUCAGCGUCUUCCCGAACAUCAGUUUCUACGACAGGCAGAUCUUGGACGGCCCCAACGUGACGCAGACGACGCACGAGCGUAGCUACCUCCCAGGCGCGAUGUUCGGGCCAUACUCGUUCAUCAACGUCGACGGCAGGGAAGAUCGCGGCCGAAGCAAGAGGAACAUGGCCGAGGUGGCCGCCAUCCUGAAGAUACUGCGCAGUCUCAAGCAAGCUUGUGCCAGUGCGGGGCAGGUGGUCAGCGUGGGCGUCAUAUGCCCGUACGCCGCGCAGGUGGAGGCGAUUCAGGGGAGGAUAGGGGACGUGAGGGCGAUGCGCCCCCUGAUUCUUCGCGUCAACUCCGUGGAUGGGUUCCAAGGCAGCGAGGAGGACAUCAUCAUCCUCUCCACCGUCAGGUCCAACCAUUGCCUCUGGAUCCUGGGCAACGCGACGACGCUGAGCGGCAGCGGCUCCAUCUGGGGCGAGCUGGUCCAGGAUGCCGUCGAGCGUCGGUGCUUCUUCGACUGGGACGAUGGUGGCGCGGGCGCCUCUCCGGCCAUUUCUCACGGCGCUCGCCUGAUCGGGCCUGAACGCGGUGGAGCAACUUCAACUUUUGACACGCAGUUGGUGGGGUGUGAAGCAGACCGUAUCUGUGGCGCGCUAGGUUCCCUGCGCCUAGCUUAG
Triticum aestivum (bread wheat) is the source of this 2390-nucleotide messenger RNA. RefSeq names its product helicase sen1-like. Gene Ontology annotation, molecular function: helicase activity. The record is from RefSeq and is a predicted model, not a curated record. Lineage: Eukaryota; Viridiplantae; Streptophyta; Magnoliopsida; Poales; Poaceae. The transcript is spliced from 5 exons. Bases 66 to 2390 code for a protein of 774 amino acids.